UUCCAGUUUAUACUGUUGUUAAUGCUGUUUUCUCUUUCAGAUCCUGUGGAACAGAUGAUGGCCAUGUUUGGGUACUAACAACCACCUAUAUCUGUAUAGAAAUUUGAAAAUGGCAGAGGGAAACAACAAAGAGGAGGUCAUUCACUUGAACAACUUUCACUGCCACCGGGGAGAGGAAUGGAUGAGUGUCAGAGAUGGGACCAUCACCAUAUCUGACUCUUCUGAUGAGGAAGGAAUUCCAAUGCUGGUUACCCCAGCUACUGAGCAACAUGAAGAUGAUGACCUGGAUGAUGAUGUCAUACUGACAGAAAAACAUAAACCUCAGACAUCCAGACCCAAUCUCAUCAAACCAGCUGCCCAGUGGCAAGAUCUGAACAGAUUGGGAGAAGAAAGGCCUAGAAAGUCUAGAGCAGACUGUGAAGCAGAGACCCACAGCUCUUUUUCCUUUUGUAACAACUCACUGUUUGGUUCUGGGGAACAGGAUGACUCUGAGGAUGAAUAUGGUGAAUUUCUGGAUCUUGAGAGUGGCACAAAAGGAGAAGCCAAACCUGGACCAAGCAAUAAGCAGACAGCAAACAACACUGUCAACCCCAAUUUGGAUCAGAAAGUCCUUAUAUUGGGAGAAAAUGACCUUCUUUUCCCAGAAAGUGAGCCUUUGGAAGCUCAGAACCAAUCAUAUGAAGACUCAGAGACAGAUCUCUUGUCAAAUCCUGGAGAGCCAGCUACUUCAGUGGAUGACCAGGUAAUUGAAGAAGAGUACUGGCUUGACCAUCCAUACUUCCAGGCUCUGAAUCCACAGCCUCAGGAGAGAACAAACCAGGUUGUGCCCCAAGAGCGGCAUUCUGAAGCAGAAAUGGGCCCAUUGUUCUUGCGCCAUGAUUUCCCAGAGCCCGCUUUUCCAAGGCCAGAACCCCAGCAAGAGGGGAUUCCAGGCCCUGCUUCUCCUCAGCUGGCCCAUCCUCUGGGAGAACUUGAAGAUCAGCAGUUAGCAAUUGAUGAAGACCCUGGGCCAGCUUUCCCUCUGCCAGGAUCUCAGCAGGCCAAUUUGGAGAACAUGUGGGGACAAGAAGCUGCUCAAGUAGAUCAAGAACUCGUUACACUAUUAGUAAAAGAAACAGAAGCAAGAUUUCCAGAUGUAGCAAAGGGUUAUGUUAAAGAGAUAAUUCAUUUGAAGAAUUACUAUGAUUUGAAUGUACUUUGUAAUUUUCUUCUGGAAAACCCAGAUUAUCCAAAGAGAGAAGACCGAAUUAUUAUCCACCCCAGCAGCAGCCUGCUUGCAAGCCAGGAUGAUAUGAAGUUGCCUAAAGUUGACUUUUUUGACUAUUCCAAACUGACUCCACUUGACCAGCGAUGCUUCAUCCAAGCUGCUGACCUCUUGAUGGCUGAUUUCAAGAUGCUCAGCAGCCAAGACAUCAAGUGGGCCCUACAUGAGCUCAAAGGACACUAUGCAAUCACCCGAAAGGCCUUUUCUGAUGCUAUUAAAAAAUGGCAGGAGCUAUCACCUGAAGCCAGUGGAAAACGGAAAAAGAGGAAAGAAAUGAAUCAGUAUUCUUUCAUAGAUUUCAAAUUUGAACAAGGUAACAUAAAAAUAGAAAAGAGGAUGUUCUUUCUGGAAAACAAGCGUCGACACUGUAGAUCCUAUGACCAGCAAGCCCUCCUUCCAGCUGUGCAGCAAGAGCAGGAAUUCUAUGAUCAGAAAGUCAAAGAGAUGGCAGAGCAUGAAGACUUUUUGCUUGCCCUGCAGAUGAAUGAAGAACAGUAUCAAAAGGAUGGACAGCUGAUUGAGUGUCGAUGUUGCUAUGGGGAGUUUCCAUUUGAGGAGCUGACACAGUGUGCUGAUGCUCACUUGUUCUGCAAAGAAUGUCUCAUCAGAUAUGCCCAAGAGGCAGUGUUUGGGGCUGGAAAGUCAGAACUGAGCUGCAUGGAAGGCAGCUGCACGUGUUCCUUCCCAACCAGUGAACUGGAGAAGGUGCUCCCCCAGACCAUUCUGUACAAAUACUAUGAACGGAAAGCUGAAGAAGAAGUCACUGCAGCCUAUGCUGAUGAGCUUGUCCGGUGCCCCUCGUGUAGCUUCCCUGCUCUGUUGGACAGUGAUGUGAAGAGGUUCAGCUGCCCUAAUCCUCGAUGCCGGAAAGAGACCUGUAGGAAGUGUCAGGGACUCUGGAAAGAGCAUAAUGGCCUCACCUGUGAAGAGCUGGCUGAAAAGGAUGACAUCAAGUACCGGACAUCUAUUGAAGAAAAAAUGACUGCUGCUCGAAUUAGAAAAUGCCACAAGUGUGGGACUGGCCUCAUCAAAUCUGAAGGCUGCAACCGCAUGUCUUGCCGCUGUGGUGCCCAGAUGUGCUACCUCUGUCGAGUUUCUAUCAAUGGCUAUGACCAUUUCUGCCAGCAUCCUCGCUCUCCAGGAGCCCCUUGCCAGGAAUGUUCCAGGUGCUCCCUCUGGACCGACCCAACUGAAGAUGAUGAAAAGCUGAUUGAGGAAAUCCAAAAGGAGGCUGAAGAGGAACAGAAAAGGAAGAAUGGAGAGAACACAUUCAAACGCAUCGGCCCCCCACUGGAGAAGCCAGCCGAGAAAGUACAGCGUGUGGAAGCUCUGCCACGGCCUGUCCCACAGAACCUGCACCCCCACAUGCCACCCUAUGCCUUUGUGCACCCACCUUUUCCCCUGGCACCUGUGCGGCCCGUGUUCAACAACUUCCCCAUCAACAUAGGUCCUGUGCCAGCACCCUACGUACCCCCUCUACCCAAUGUGCGAGUCAACUACGACUUUGGCCAUGUGCAUGUCCCCCUGGAACAUAACCUGCCCAUGCACUUUGGCCCCCAGCCACGGCAUCGCUUCUGACACCCAAAGCCCUGUCCAGCCACACUGGACCCGGUCUGCAGGAGGACCCAGUCUCACCUUAGUAUGGGUGGAGUCUUGGCUUCCCUCUUGAUGGUGGGCCGGUGUCCUUCUGUUCUUCCCUUUGCAAGGUCCACUGAUCCUUCAGGUCUGAUACCCUUUGGGUGCUGACUGACUGUCACUGGGCCAAUGUUAGGGCAGCUCCCUGGUUGUGCCAUCUUAGCAGCCGGUGCAAUGGCCCAGACCAUGAAGCUCAGGCCUUUUAGUCAUUUGCCAUGUUCCCUCCCCAGCAUACCAUUAAAACCCCAAGGGAAGUGGCCUAGCAUCCCCCAGGCCAGGCCUCUCUCCCCUUGUGGGCCAAGGCCUACUCAGGUUCAAGGGCCUCCAAGACUCGUCUGUGGCACUAGUUCUGUUCUGUUAUCAAUGUAGCUUCUCCUGUUCACAUAGUUUGACCUGAAGUUGUUUGUGGGCUACUCAAGUUUGUCCCCCAUCCUUGAAAAGUUGGGUUGAAAGUAUUUCCCCAGGGUUGGCAACUGCUGAGAGCCAAUCAUCCUAACACUUGACAUUAGACAAAAGGGCCUUUUUGCAAAGUUGUCACUUACUCCUGGGCUACCACUUUUCUGGGGGAGACCUCACUUGUCACCAACCUGGGAUGAGCCACAUCUCCUCUAAGGUGUUUUGGGUGUCCCUAGGGGUGCAGAUGGCCUCCUGGGGCUGCUGCAUCUGUUACAGCAACCCUCCUGCCUGCUUACCUGUUCCCUCAUUAGUUAGCAAUGGAAGCAAGCAGAGGCUGAGGCCCCAGCUCCCUAAAGUCAGAAUGUUCCUGCCAUGCUCCCACUGCCUAUAAUCCCCUCCUGUCCACACCAGGUCUCUGUAUCCCUCUAACCUGUUUGUGGAACAGGACUGGAGACAGAUGGGUUUCUCAGUUGUAUCAGCUAUCCUUGUGCUCCGAUUGCUGUGGGGUGCCCCAGGGUCACAGAGUAUACAGACUUGGAAGUGAGAUGUCCCUGGGGAGGUGCCCAUGGUCACCUGAGUGGGUGGGGCACACAGCGGUGCCUCGGGAGCUCUGCUGUGGGUCACUUGAACUGUGCUACUAGUCUGAAUGACAGUGCCUUGGAAAGAUGGGCCACAUGCUGCAUGACAGGAUCCUCCAAGUACCUUAACUAUUAGCGUAUUUGUGUUCCCUGCAUUUCUCCAGAGGCCUCACGGGUGGGUGGUUAUUCCAAGCACUGCCCCUGCAAGCCUCAUGAGCCGCUGGACUGGACACCCAGUUCUGUGUCCACCCAGUACCCCUAUCACGUAACUCCACAAAGAGGCCAGGUGAACCUGGAAGUUUCUGGAGUUGCUGGAAGAACAGGUGCCACCUAGACCUUGGCCCUCAGCAAAUGAAGUCAGGGUCAUAUCCUUGGAAAUAUAGUCUGUAUGUGGCUGCAGGGCAGGCAGUUGCUACUGCCCAUCUCCAUCAAGGCAUCUUGUCCUCAGUGGCCCUCCCAGUACCUGUGUGCCAGCAGGGAUCCCCAAGACAGCUGGCACGCUAACCUCUGGGGCCCAGGCUGCUUCCUGGUCUGAGAAACUGCCUAGCCACUCCCGGUGUAUUUGCCUUAAAACUGGAGAGAAUCUAGUAUUUGCACUUAGCAAAAGAUUUCAAAGUUAAAAGUGCAUGAUCUCACUUUGUACAAAAGAGAAAAAAAAAAUGAAGUAGAUGGUUAAGUGUUUUUCUUUACCUUUUGGUAGUAAAAAUAGAGAACCAAGUCUGUUUAAACUACUGUGUAAAAAGACUGUAUCAUAUGUAACUUGAAUUUUGUGUAAAUAAAUGUUUGUGAACACUU
This is a messenger RNA of Cricetulus griseus (Chinese hamster), 4668 nucleotides long. NCBI's taxonomy places the organism in Eukaryota, Metazoa, Chordata, Mammalia, Rodentia, Cricetidae. The record is from RefSeq and is a predicted model, not a curated record.